This is a messenger RNA of Xenia sp. Carnegie-2017, 1415 nucleotides long. Its product is annotated as WD repeat domain phosphoinositide-interacting protein 3-like. The record is from RefSeq and is a predicted model, not a curated record. Gene Ontology annotation, cellular component: cytosol; phagophore assembly site membrane; extrinsic component of membrane. Lineage: Eukaryota; Metazoa; Cnidaria; Anthozoa; Malacalcyonacea; Xeniidae. Gene Ontology annotation, molecular function: protein binding; phosphatidylinositol-3-phosphate binding; phosphatidylinositol-3,5-bisphosphate binding. Gene Ontology annotation, biological process: protein localization to phagophore assembly site; autophagy of mitochondrion; protein lipidation.
ACUCCGCAUGCGCGGUAGGGAAUGGUUACAAAAUAUAGAACGUUAGUGAAUUUGAUGAAAAUUGACAUAAGAUUUUUUUUACGUUAACGAUGUGUUGGACUUUUGAACUAUGUUAAUAUGGAUUUGAGGAAAGGUAACUCCUUUAGAAAUGGCCUGCUUUAUGCUGGUUUCAAUCAAGAUCAAGGUUGUUUUGCCUGCGGAAUGGAAAAUGGUUUUCGCAUAUACAAUUGCGAUCCGUUAAAGGAGAAAGAGCGUCAAGAUUUUACUGAUGGAGGUAUUGCUUAUGUGGAAAUGCUGUUUCGAUGCAAUUAUGUUGCGCUUGUUGGAGGAGGAAAAAAUCCAAAAUACUCUCCAAAUAAGGUUCUUAUUUGGGACGCUAAAAAGUCAAUUGUCAUUCAACUGGAGUUUUCUAGUGAUGUACGAGCCGUGAAAUUACGCAGGGAUAGGAUUGUUGUGGUUCUUGAUACAAUUAUUAAAGUUUUCACGUUCACACAAAAUCCUCAACAACUUCAUGUAUUUGAAACAUCACCAAAUGUGAAAGGUUUAUGUGUGUUGUGUCCCAGCAGUAAUAAUUCACUGCUAGCAUUUCCUGCCAGACGAACUGGACAUGUCCAGAUUGUUGAUCUUGCUAACACAGAGCGAGCACCUCUCGACAUAAAUGCUCAUGAAGGAACACUAGCAUGUAUUUGUCUGAAUCUUCAGGGUACAAGACUGGCUUCCGCUUCAGAAACGGGAACGCUUAUACGUAUUUUUGACAUGAGCAAUGGUGAUUUACUAAAUGAAUUGAGACGAGGAUCUGGUAAUGCAAACAUUUUUAGCAUAAAUUUCAACAAUGAUUCGUCGUUGUUGUGCGUGUCAAGCAAUCAUUGGACUGUUCAUAUAUUUGAAGUAGAAGACACAAAGAAAUCUAAGCAGUCAAGUUUUCGUCCUCUGAAAUAUUUCAAUUCAACUUGGAGUUUCUCGAAGUUUCGCGUUCCGGAGGGUGCACCAUCUAUAUGCGCAUUUGGUAACGAUAAGAACACGGUUAUUGCCGUUUGUGCUGAUGGCAGUUACUACAAGUUUGCAUUUAAUGCGAAAGGCGAAUGUACGAGAGACGCUUAUGCACAGUUUCUACAGAUGACUGAUGGGGAUUGACGGGGAUAUUAAUGAUGAUACCUGGUGGUUCGUCACGUAGCUCCUAUUAUCUAUUGGUCCGUAAGUUUUUUAAAGUAGAUAUCCGUUGGUGUAAGAUAUAAAUUCUGUUCAGACAGUAUAUUUGGUUGGACGUUAUCUGCAAAAAACUUGUAAUUUUUGCUUCUUAUAUUGAGAUACGUGUUUGUUAUGUAAUGAGAUCUACGACAUCCCGAUAGGUUUGUUGCCUCUUCGAAUAUCAGUAAAUGAAAUUUAAUAGAAAUUCAAUUAUUUUUAAUUUGCAA